GUCAAUGAAACUUGUCGAUUGCUUGAAUAUAAGCUAGCAAAGAACCAAACAUUACGCGGUUGCAAUCAAGCCUGUAGUUUGUUAUUCAUCUGUCCGUGUCCUUUUUUUCUUUGCGUAACGCCCCUCUGGACGAUAGAGGGAUGUAAACAGUCCAGUAAAAAAGGAGAGAAGUCUUGGGGCACGAGUUUUCACGGGCAAAAGGCUUUGUUCUUGCUACAGCGGGCGCAAACGACCAAGAGGAAUGGCAAGUUAGGGACAGACGUGUGCCUUCGGCAUCUCCCGUUCAGCCCUGCCUGCCAGCUCCCCGCCACCGCCUCCCCCUCCGCGCUCCUUCCAGCCAGGGCAGCGGCAGCAGCUGUCCCAUUGCUGACAUUCCCCCUGCCGAGCAUUCCAGGCCUCUGAGAAUUUUUGUGGAUGCUUCCUUUAUUCAGAACUUGGAAGAAAACCUGCCAGUUUUUAAUGGCGGCUGCAGCUGCUGCUGGAUGAUCAUCUGAAACUCUUAAUAGAAAAGAAAAUAUUGCUGGAUGGUUUUCUGUGACUUUUUGUGAAUGAGUGAAGGAAGAAAUGCCUCUACCUUUUGGGCUGAAGUUGAAACGAACUCGACGCUAUACAGUAUCUAGCAAGAGCUGUUUGGUAGCCCGUAUUCAUCUACUUAACAAUGAGUUUGUGGAGUUCACACUAUCGGUGGAAAGCACUGGGCAGGAAAGUUUGGAAGCUGUGGCACAGAGACUUGAACUUCGAGAGAUCACCUAUUUUAGCCUUUGGUAUUUCAACAAGCAGAACCAGCGCAGGUGGAUAGACUUGGAUAAGCCUCUCAAAAAGCAACUGGAUAAAUAUGCAUUGGAGCCAACCGUAUUCUUUGGUGUGGUGUUUUAUGUGCCUUCUGUCUCUCAACUUCAGCAGGAAAUUACCAGGUACCAGUAUUACCUACAACUAAAGAAAGAUAUCUUGGAAGGAAACAUACCUUGCACGUUUGAGCAAGCAAUUCAUCUUGCUGGGUUUGCUGUUCAAGCUGAUUUUGGGGAUUAUGACCAGUAUGAAUCACAAGAAUUUUUACAGAGAUUCGCCUUGUUUCCUGUGGGUUGGUUGCAAGAUGAGAAGAUGUUAGAAGAAGCAACUCAGAAAGUGGCACUACUCCAUCAAAAAUACAGGGGCCUCACACCACCUGAUGCAGAAAUGUUAUAUAUGCAAGAAGUUGAGAGAAUGGAAGGUUAUGGUGAAGAGGCCUACCCUGCUAAGGAUAGUCAAGGAAGUGACAUAUUCAUUGGAGCUUGUCUUGAUGGAAUUUUUGUCAAACAUAAAAAUGGUCGUCCUCCUGUAAUAUUUAGGUGGCAUGACAUUGCUAAUAUGACCCACAACAAAUCUUUUUUUGCAUUAGAAUUAGCCAAUAAAGAAGAGACAAUCCAGUUCCAAACUGAAGAUAUGGAAACAGCAAAAUAUGUGUGGAGGAUGUGUGUAGCCAGACACAAAUUUUACAGAUUAAAUAAAUGUAGCCUAGACUCCCCAGAUUCUUCGCCUGAAGAAGGCUCUCAGAAAUCUUUCCUCAUUCUUGCCUUUCCACGCUUUCCAAUCCUUUCUCGUCCUUCUCUGCCCAAAGGACAAGCUCAGACAGUGACAGUGAAUCCAGUUAGAAGACGAUCAUCCUCCAGGUUGUCUCUGCAGCCCAAACCACAGCCUUAUAUGAUGCCACCACCACCUCAGUUACACUACAAUGGACACUACCCAGAACCAUAUACAUCGUCGCAAGAUAAUCUCUAUGGAACUAACCAGAAUGGCUAUUACUGCCAUUCUCAGACUAGCUUGGAUAGAGCGCCGCAUGACUAUAAUGGUAGAAUCCGCAACGGCAGUGUCUACAGUGCUCACAGCACAAAUUCCUUGAAUAACCUGCAGCACUAUAUGCAGCCAUCACCUAUGUCCUCCAACCCAAGCAUUACUGGCAGUGAUGUCCUCCAUUCAGAUUAUGUCCCAUCGCAUCGACAUAGUGCCCUAAUACCCCCUUCCUAUCGGCCUACCCCAGAUUAUGAGACUGUGAUGAAGCAACUAAGCCGAGGAAUGAUGAAUUCAAACAAACAGAGUCAUUCCAUGAGAAACCUUAAUAUAGGCAAUUCAUACGCUUACAGUAGGCCUGAUGCCCUGGUAUACAGUCAGCCUGAAAUCCGAGAACAUGCUAACUUUGUUUCCCCCCAUUCUGGUCAUUAUCCAUUUAAUCUGAAUUACAGCUUCCACAGCCAGUCCUCAUAUCCGUAUCCUCCUGAAAGACGCUUGGUAGUUGGAGCAGUGAGCGUUCCUGAAUUAACAAAUGUUCAAUUGCAAGCUCAAGAAUAUCCUGCACCAAACAUCAUGAAGACUCAAGUAUACCGCCCUCCACCUCCUUAUCCUUAUCCACGACCUGCUAACAGCACACCAGAUCUAUCCAGACACUUCUACAGCAGUAAUAGUAACCCUGAUCUCAUCACCCGACGGGUCCAUCACUCUGUUCAGACGUUCCAGGAGGACAGUCUGCCAGUUGCCCAUUCCCUUCAGGAAGUGAGUGAACCUUUGACAUCAGCUCGGCAUGCUCAGUUGCAGAAGAGAAACAGCAUUGAAAUUGCUGGCCUGGCGCACAGUUUUGAGGCCAUGAGGAUUAAAGAGAGAACCAUGUCAGCCUCAACUGCGGAUGUGGCUCAUCCAAAGGCAAUCCCUUCUGGGUCACAGACUUCUGUAUUCCUAGAAAAGGCAAAACAAGAAGAAAUCAAGGAGCAAGAAGACAAUGUGAAUUAUGGGCAUAAGAAAUCUCUUUCAGAUGCAACAAUGCUCAUUCACAGUAGUGAGGAAGAGGAAGAAUGUGAAGACGAAAGUAAGGCUAAUCCAGCACUGCCAUUCAUCAAUGGAAAACCCCAGCUUCCUUCCCUAAUAGCAUGUUAUCCAACUGAAUCUUUAUUGAAUUACCCUUAUAGUUCCGUUCCUUCAUCUCCUGGUCCUUUACAUAUACAUGAGCCCAAAUUGCACAUUACUGAGACUGACAAGAGGGUAAAAGAUGUGAGCCCUUCACACAUCAUGGGUGACUCUCAGGUGCUAAGGAGAGGAGACGGGCUGCUAACUCCAUCUGUGUCAGAGUCUGACUUAACCAUUUCUGCCCGCUAUAGAGUGCGGAAGGAUUCUGUAAAGAAGAGACCAGUGUCUGAAUUACUGUCAGGGAAGAAGAAUAUUGUAGAAGGGCUGCCUCCUUUAGGGCAGGUCAUGAAAAAGAACAGAGCUGAAGCUAAAAAAAUGGGACCUUUGAAGUUAGCGGCUCUGAAUGGACUAACAUUAUCUCGUCUUCCUCUGCCAAGCGAGGGGAAGGAAGAAUCUCCCAGAACAACAAAUGAUGAACGGUUUAAAGGUUUGGAACAACGGUUAGACCAAGGGAUGGUGUUUACAGAAUAUGAACGGAUUCAAAAGAAAAGGCUGGUAGAAGGUGACUGUUCAAUAGCCUGUCUCCCAGAAAAUGCAGAGAGGAACCGAUUCCAGGAUGUGCUUCCUUAUGAUGACACCAGAGUUGAGCUAGUCCCUACUAAGGAAAAUAAUACAGGUUACAUCAACGCAUCACACAUUAAGGUCUGUGUUGGGGGCAUGGAGUGGGAUUAUAUUGCAACCCAAGGUCCUUUGCAAAAUACAUGCCAAGAUUUCUGGCAGAUGGUAUGGGAGCAAGGGGUUGCCAUUAUAACCAUGGUGACAGCAGAAGAGACAUUAUGUUUGCAGGAAGGCGGCCGAGAGAAAAGUUUCCGAUACUGGCCACGACUUGGUUCAAGGCACAACACAGUGACCUAUGGGAGAUUCAAGAUUACCACUCGCUUCCGGACAGAUUCUGGUUGCUAUGCCACCACAGGUUUGAAGAUUAAACACCUCCUCACAGGACAAGAAAGAACAGUUUGGCAUCUUCAGUAUACUGACUGGCCAGAGCAUGGUUGCCCAGAAGACACAAAAGGGUUUCUGUCAUAUUUGGAAGAGAUACAAUCAGUACGCCGGCAUACCAACAGUACCGCAGACCCUGCGAUUCCCAAUCCCCCUCUACUGGUGCACUGCAGUGCUGGUGUAGGAAGAACUGGAGUGGUCAUCCUAUCAGAGAUCAUGAUUGCCUGUUUGGAGCACAAUGAGGCACUGGAUAUUCCAAGGAUGCUAGAAAUGCUGAGGCAGCAAAGGAUGAUGAUGGUGCAAACCCUAAGCCAAUACACGUUUGUCUAUGGUGUUCUCAUCCAGUUCCUUAAGAGUUCGAGGCUUAUAUAAGCUUUCUCCACUCAACUUCAAAAGUCUACUUCUUUGCAAGAGUUUACAAAAGCAGAAGUUUGCCUUCCAGGACUACAUGCUUCUUGUGAAGUUUGAAAAUUCAGUAUGCAACUGGACAUUGCUUUUGCAGAGGUCAUGUUGAAGCGGAAAAGAAUGUGGGGGUGAUGGUGGUUUGAAAUGGGAAUUUGGGUAGGUGCACCAUGAUUCAUCGUGUUCUUCCGAUGAAACACUGUAGGCACACAACUGCUGUUCCUAGGAAGACAUUACUGCGCUACGCUGAAAAUCAUGAUGGUCAUAAUUUUAUGAAUGGAAAGCUAUACUGAUGUAUACUUGUAGAUAGACUGUGGUGAAUGAAGUGUGCCCUGCCUAUAGAGUAGUCAUAAAUGGCAUCAUUGUGCUUGGUUUUUUUAUUUCAAUCUCUGUGUGUGAAUGUUUGUGUGUGUGCUGAUUUUUAUAUUGGAAACAGCAUCAGAAAAGCCAUUAAAGGAAGCACUUAAAGUAGAGACUGUUGGGCUAUUUAUUUAUUUUUUUGCCAGAAGUGGGGCACUUCUCUAGAAACUGCAGGCUACAGGCAGCACACGAUAAAAUAAAUUGAGUAUUUUGUUUAAGAUUUGUAACAGGAAAAGAGUUAAAUGGAAGAUAGUAAUGGCUGAUAAAAUUUGUGGUACAUUAAAAAAGUAGUUGGCAAAUCUUUGAAGGGAAAAAAAGUGAAAAUGAGAUGGCAGAGGCCAGGAUAAAAUUUAUAGCUGCUGUUGUAUUAUCCUCCAGUAAGAAAUGAUCGUUGGGUCACAUUCCAGGUCAAAAAGUACAGUAAAAGGAAAAGGUUAUCCUAGGAAAUCCCGUGUAGUUCCUCAAAACUUCAUAAAGUAGUUAUCAAUGAAGUGUAGCUCCAGAAUGAUUUUUUUAAGGAACAGUUUGUUACUUCUGGUUGAAAUCAAGGUGAAUAGAGAUGAAUAUUUAAACACUUGUUUAAAUAUUUUAUUUAUCUAGGGGAGCGGUAUGUUUAUCUGCUUAACAUGCAAUUUUCAUUUUAGAAAAAGGUAUUGAAUGUGGCGUGAGUAAAACAGAAUUUGAUUUAAUGUGGAAUGUGGUAUUGGUCUGCAUAAUUUAGCAAAGUGGCUGUAAAAUUGCUUUUGUUAAUUCCUUUAUCAAGAAAGUAAAAAGUAAAAAGAAAAGAAAAAAGAAAAGAAAAGAAAAGAAAAGAAAAAAGGGAUGUUUUUUAGAGUCACCGAAUUUAUUUCUCUUUUCCUCUGGAUAACAUCUCCAAAGCAGCCUCUCCAAUAACAUUAUGCUAACAUUAGAAAGUCUGCUUGCUUAUUAAAGCAGAAGUGACUGGUGGAAAGUGUUUCUAUGAAAAGCAAAAAAGUUAUGUAUUUUCCAUUAUGCUGUACAGUGUGCCAAAGAGAAUGGAAGGGAGGGAAGGAAGGAAGGAUGGAUGCAUGCAUGCCUCAGGCAGUCAUACAACACAGUAAGCAUAGUAUGAUACUUUGAACAACAUGGGAGCUAUUUCUUCAAAGCAGUACUAUUUGUCCUUUUGAGAUUAUUAUAGUUUGUUAAGCCAGAAGUCAAAUUGAUCUAUGUUUGUGGUGCAGACUCUAAGAAAUAAUUCUUUUACAUUUUAGUCAUGUCUAUUCUUCCAUUAUACACUCUCCAGUUGAGAUGUCAAAAGGUGUUUCUGUGAUGCUUAGAUUAUUUGAUUGGUCUUCAUGGCAAAAAGAAAAAAACAAAAAAAACAGAUGGGUUGGUACCUGUGAUGCUAAUUUCCAAUGUGCAGUCUCAAUGUUCCUUGUUUUUUUCACCACUUGGGAACUGUGUGUAUGAACUGGUUUUCCAGGCAAUUUUUACCAGGUGAUAGUAGCAGUUUUUUUUUAAAAUGAUCCAUUUAAGAUGUUGGCUUUUGCCUAUCUUCCUUGAAUGAGCAUUUCAUUUUGAAAAACUAUCUUCUUCAGAAUUGCUUUUCAGAAAGUUAGAUAUUUGGCAUAAAUGCUUAAUGGAAAGAUGGGGCCAUGCAUUAGGAAGGGCUGAAGAGACAUUUGGAAGUGUUGGUGGCUACAAUACUGUACAAUAAUUUGCAGAAUGAUGUUCUUAAACCAUUCAUUUUAACUUUUGAAAUGGUAGUCCAAGUUUAUAAAAGUGUGUUCCAAAUAGUUUUUGAAAUUCAAAUUUUAAUUUUUAAGGCUUAGUUAAAUUCUGUCUUUUGGCUCUCUAACGUUCUGUGAAAAAAUAUUUAGUGUACAUUUUCUGUAAAAUGAAACUGCUGUUUAUUUGGGCCUGGCUUGCACAGCACAAAGUAGAAAGGAAGAAGUGGAAUUUUAAUAUUAUGGAUGAACCUAUUUAUGAGGUGAGUUGAAACAAUAGCAGGUCUCAGAGCUCAAGGAUUCUGCUCUUGUCUGUUUCUCAGCUGGGAUCUCUUCUACCAGUUACACUUGGUAGGGGUGGGAUGUAGUGAUUUCUCUGUUCUGUGCUUGAAUGAUCCAUGGCCUUAACUAGCAUCCAUCACAGAGCAAAAUGUACUGCAAAGUGAAAUCAUCCUCUAAAUAUCUAAAUUACAUGCAUUUUGUAACUUUCAUGUGAACAGUGAUAAACUGUUGCAAGCAAUAUGAUUUAUAUGGUUGCUUUGCUGUUUGUGUAUGUGGUUUGAUGUUCUAAAAUCUAAGCUCAAGAUCAAAUUUAUAAGCUAUGACACUUACAAACAAACCUAUUCCAGUGCAGUGAAGGAGAGUGAAAAAAAUCUCAAUGGCACAACAUUGCACUGUCCAAUCUAUGUACAAACCAGAGAACUAUGGGUUUACUCCUUUCUUUGUGAAGCAUACUCUUUUCUUUCCUAAUCUUCAAAAUGUAAUUGUAGGUCAAAUUACUGCAGAUAAACUCUCACAUUACUAUGAGCAGGAGGGGAAAUAUUUUGAAGAAUGUAAAAGACUGGAAAGAGAGAAGAAUGCUCUCUGAAUUGAGGAUCUUGUUGCUACAAUACUGUAGGGACCAGUUUCUUUGCCUUUCUCUUACCUUUUGGGGGUAUCUAGUUCUUUCCAACUCAGUUGUUGCUCUAUUCUGAAUGUAUCUUUUGGGCAUAAUUUUCUUUAAACUGAAUUUUAUGUUUUGAACAAACUACUAAAUGAACUAGUAUGUUGUUUGGCCAAAAUCACUGUUGACAUGAUGCUGUGUUAUGAAAUUAAGUAAGUGCCGCUGUGAUUUUUUUUCCUCAAAGAAGUCCCAUGGUGCUAAAUAAAAUAGCAUGAAGCAAACCA
Messenger RNA from Crotalus tigris (Tiger rattlesnake), 7490 nucleotides. It is a transcript of the gene PTPN21, whose product is annotated as protein tyrosine phosphatase non-receptor type 21. The coding region runs from base 565 to 4245 and encodes 1226 amino acids. The record is from RefSeq and is a predicted model, not a curated record. Gene Ontology annotation, cellular component: cytoskeleton. Gene Ontology annotation, biological process: protein dephosphorylation. The transcript has 20 exons. NCBI's taxonomy places the organism in Eukaryota, Metazoa, Chordata, Lepidosauria, Squamata, Viperidae. Gene Ontology annotation, molecular function: protein tyrosine phosphatase activity.